Molecule: messenger RNA, 2293 nt
Organism: Xyrichtys novacula (pearly razorfish)
Lineage: Eukaryota; Metazoa; Chordata; Actinopteri; Labriformes; Labridae
Source: the annotation of a GenBank genome assembly
AUGGUGAGUAAAUAGCCUCUUUGUAAUGAGUGUCCAGUGUGUCUCAAAGAACUGUGAUCAGCUCCCGUACACUGCUCCCGUUUUAGCUGUGGUCUUUUUGUCAGACUGUUCAAUGCUUUGCUGCAGGCGCUUAGAUGAUACAGUUAAUAAAAUGUUUGAUUUUGCAGGGAUUUGACAGAAAAUAAACACUCGUACUCUGACUUGUGUUUAUGAGAGUAUGUUAAGCCUCUGAGUGCAAUAAUCAGACAGGGCUUACUGGUAUAGACAAGGUUUUGAGAGCUGACUCCACUGAUUAGGGUGGAAAAUGUGACCGUUGCUAAGUUACGAUUUGAUGUCAAUCCUGCUGCCUUCUCCAGGCUGAGGGUAUGAUCUCUGUUUGCUUAAUGGUUUUGAUGCUCUUCUGGGGACAUACCCCCCAAAUUGUCCUCUCAAUUUUAAAAUGCUACCUUGUAAAUGUUAGGAGCAAAACUGAGAUUUUAAGAUGAUUAUAAAGUUAGAAAGAGAAUUAGUGACUUUAAAUACAUGUGAUUCUGUAUCAUGUGUUAAGAUUAGGAACUAGAGGAGGAGGGACCAAAUGGAAACCCGAGGACCUCCCACCACCAACACAACCCCAUACCUUUGAACCAGAUUGGUUUUUUGGGCCAAGAAUGCAGCCUCUCAUUAUAUCCAGAUGGGAUCUUAGGCAGCCAAUCACAGUUAGUGUUUUUGAAGCUGCCCCCUCUCUGAUCAGUGUAACUGUUUUCCCCCUGUUCUGUCCCAUCAGGCCGGUAAAAUUCAGAGUUUGACCGAGGAGGAGAGGACGCACCUUCUACCUCUGCUACGCAGCGCCCAGUGGGUGGAGGUUGUUGGUCGGGACGCCAUUUACAAAGAGUUUAUUUUUAAAGACUUCAAUCAGGUUCUUGAAACAUCACAUCUGAUCAGUCCGUUCAGGACACUGAAUACAUACAUGACCAAUGACUCAAGAUUGUUUUUUCUUUCAGGCGUUUGGCUUCAUGUCCAGAGUGGCUUUACAAGCAGAGAAGAUGGACCAUCAUCCUGAGUGGUUUAACGUUUAUAACAAGGUAUUCAACAUAAUCCAUGACUCAAACAUGGCUGCGCUGAGUCCUAGCCCCCUCAGUUUUAACAUAUGACAAUAAGUGAAAUAAAGCAUUCAUAACAGUUCAUAUCCAUGUCUAUGAAGAGUUUUAGGUAGUGAGCGUAAUGUCUUAUAAGGUUAGCAUUUAUAAUGUAAAAGACACAAUUUUAUUUUGGUGCGGAGUAUUUUUGUUUGACGCUUACUUACAGCCACUAUAGUCUGCAUAUAAGUUCUUAUAUAUGUGUAAUAAUUAUUAAUAACCUUGUACACAGAGCUGUCACCUUAAUUGAAGAGCUCUAAGUUAUGACUGAACAUUUUGAGAGUAUUUCUAAGACAUUGAAAAUCAUAGAAACUGUAAGUUUUUCAAUGAUACACAGAAAGUGUUCUUUGCGAACCUUUAAUAAAGGGGUAAAGUUGUUAGAGCUGUGAUAUUUUGUCAAACCCAGAAUUCAAAAGAGGCUUUUUUUUUUUCUUUGGCAUUAAGGUAUAAUACAUAGUAAACCCUACCUUUACACGACGUUAUGCUCACUUUAUACACUGUAUUACUAUUCUCAAAAGUUAAAUCUUAUUCUGUUUAUUUCUUUUUUUAAUGUGGCCUGAAUGCACCAUCAUAUUAUGAAUCGAGUGGUUUUCUGAUCUUCUUAUCUUUAUCUUUAAAAAAUAUAUACAGUCUGUUGUUUUAUAAAGAAACUUUACAAACAGCAAGAGCUCUGGUUGGUAAAAGAGCAAAGAGGCUGUGAAGAGGAUUAAGUGUUUAUUCAGAGAUCUUCACUGCUCUUUGUUGGUUAUGUGCAUUUUUUUCACAUUUAUUGUAACUCAUCAAGACAAAAGUUCAACACAUCAUCACUCUUAAAAACGUUGUCUUGAACAUGGAGAAGUGGUUUCUGCAUGUCAUGAAUAACUUCCACAACAAAUGCUUAUUUUGGCAGGAGCUAUGUCUUUACAACAGGUGAGGCUGAUGGGAAAUGUGGUCUUCACUGCAGAUAAACACUCCAGAUUUUGUUCAAACAGAGUCAUUACAGUGAAAACUCCUCACAGUGUUUUCACUUGAGAAAAAUAUUCUAGUCAUAUAAAGUCAUAAUCACAUUUUUCUUCCCUCUGCUCUACUCUGGUCUGAUUGUUCAGGUCCAGAUAACACUCAGCACACAUGACUGUGGGGGGCUGUCCCAGCGGGACAUCACUUUGGCCAGCUUCAUCGACCAGGCAUCAUUGAUGUGA